Molecule: messenger RNA, 2457 nt
Organism: Asterias rubens (European starfish)
Lineage: Eukaryota; Metazoa; Echinodermata; Asteroidea; Forcipulatida; Asteriidae
Exons: 10
Coding region: 209-1456 (415 amino acids)
Cellular component (GO): membrane
Source: RefSeq, a predicted model, not a curated record
CAAUCAACAGUACAAAGGAGGUGUUAACUUUUCACACGGUCUGCACGCUGCAGUAACCAAUGACAGUCGUGUAGUAUUUACAGGGGAUCAGAGGAGCGUGCCUGUCCAUUGAGAUAGCAUUUUGUGCCGUCAUUUUUAUGUAGGACCGUGCCCGAGCAUUGUGCUAGAAUAUUGUGCCGUCAUUUCUUGAACCUACAACCAUCUCACCAUGUCUACUAGUGCCUUCGCUAGUUCGAUGCUGCUGCUGGGUGUACUUCUAGUCGGACUUUGUCUGGCCCAUCCAAUCAGCAACCAGGAAACCCCGGGAUCAUAUUCAGACGGACCAGCAUGUACCAUUGGACCGUUGGGAAUGGAGAGUGGGGCGAUCCCUGAUGGGAGUAUUACUGCAUCAUCAUCUCAUUCGGCGACAUAUUUACCUCCACAAGCUCGACUCAAUGAAGGAAGCAGCUAUACCAAAUGGAUACCAACUGCAGAGGAUGCAGCAGACUCUUGGAUUCAAGUUGAUCUUGGACUACCAGGCCCAGUCGUUACUGGACUGAUUGUACAGGGUCAUUCAUCAUACUACAUGGAAACCUUCAGCGUUAAGUACAGUUCAACGGGAGAAUCUGAAAGCUGGCAUGACUUGGAGAAUGCAGACGGAGAAACCGUACAGUUUAACGGGAAUGUCGCUGAUGGUGAACGAGUAACUGUCACCUUCCCUGAGAUAUUGAGGACCAGAUUCCUUCGAAUAAUGACACUGACUUGGACUAAUUCUUAUCCUUACUUUGCAUUUGAAGUUCUUGGAUGCCGAGAUGGUAUCAUCCGGCUAGCUGGAGGUGAUGACGCACUUAGAGGUCGAGUCGAGAUUUACCAUGACGGUGCUUGGGGUGCGGUAUGUGAUACAAACUGGGACAUACAAGAUGCGACUACUGUAUGCUGGCAGCUUGGUUUCCUAGAGGCAAGUGAGGCAAAGAUUGGAUCAUUUUACGGAGCGACAGAACUUCCUAUUGUAAUGGAUCGAGUUGCUUGUAAAGGGACGGAGCCAUAUCUUUCCUGGUGCCCAUUUCUUUGCAGGGAAAACGAUCCAUGCACCAGCACUGCUGGAGUAGUCUGCAAACCAAACACUGUAAGGCUUGUGGACGGACCAACCAGGGGAAGUGGAAGGGUUGAGGUCAAUGUGAAUGGUACAUGGGGCGCCAUCUGCGACAAUGAGUGGGACUUGACUGAUGCUGGGGUCGUCUGCAGACAGCUGGGUUACCCUGGUGCCAGGCAGGCAAAGUCGGAUGCUUUCUUCGGUCAAGGGAGUGGUCCCAACUUAAUGGAUCGGGUUGCGUGUGACGGUUCCGAGGCCAAAAUCACAGAGUGUCCAUCACAUUGCUGGAAAAAACCAAAGUGCAGAAACACAGAAACUGCCGGAGUAACCUGUUAUAAAGGUUGGCGAGAAUCGGUUUACUUUUUGCAGGAAUCUUUGCAGUAAAUGUUAAGAAACCGUGAAGGAGCCUGGAACGCCAAUGGCAGUGGUGUUUCAAAGUUAAACAUCACACACGUCAUGGUCUGCCUAACUUUGGUAUCAAGUGUUAGGACCUGUGCAUUGACGUUUCAUUUUAUUCGUAAGGAUAAAUGUAACAAUCAAACGGAGAUAUUAAUUGCUUCUUAUAAUCAAGAAUUGUUAUUAUUACACGAUUACAAUCAUUAAUCAAACGUGUACCGUGAAUAAUAUUUAUCGGUAUAAUCAGUAAACAUAGGAGGCUACUCAUUUCUUUGUAGUGGGGGUAUACUGUACUUCAAGGAUAAUCGUCUGUCUGGAGUACACGGUGGGUCUGUCCGUUCAGAAUGAAUGGCAUCAGUUCUGUACGAUUAAGGGAAUGGGGAUUUGUAAAGAGGCGGACUUAAGCAUGGUCUGUAAGGGAACAGUGUAGAGUGACGGGAGGUGCUAAUAAUUAAUGUGCAAAACACCGGAGCAAUUAAGGAUGAGAAUCACAUCCAAAUUAUUUCUCUUCUAAUGAGAGGCCUGUGAGACGAAAGAGGGCGUCCCACUCACCGCUCCUUUUCCUUUGUUCUCAACUCUCAAGUUACUUAUGAACACAAUACCAUAUUAUCUCAUCAAGCAUGUCUAUCUUUGCACACAAUGGAUACAAUAUAUUAGGACAAGAGAAGCAAAGUAUGAUUGAGUGUAUCUGGUUACAGAACUCAAUCAGAUUGCAGUUGGGCCAAUACGAAUUCAGGAUAUAGGUUUGAGUGGAAUAACCAGGCCCUCUAUGCCAUAGGGGUUAUUUUCGUUGCAUGUCACAGGAGACCAAACAGAGAUGGUGUCUGCAUGGUGAUGGUCUUUAAAGUUGUACGUAUAUCUUAGUAUUAUUACAGACUCUAAACUAUAGUUAAUAUGUAGAAAAUGAUAACUAUAAAAUGCAAGCCUAAUUUCAUAGCACUGCUGACUAUUUAACAGUCAGUUCAGGUAAAUAAAUGACAUAGUUGCUC